AUGACGUUCUCCGUCAUCAGAAUUCUUGCUUUGGCAUGUGCCAUUAGCAGCAGCGUCGCCCAACCUAGUCGAUGGGACCGUACGAAACCUGACACCGGUGCCUUGGUCGUCGAUGCCUCUGGAAAAUGGGAGGGUAGUUUCAGAAACAUCAGCUCUGCGGUCGCGGCUUUGAAAAAUGAUACUGCUGAGCAAAAGAUCUUCAUCUUUGGUGGCGUAUAUGAGGAACAAGUGCACUUUCCUAAACGAUCAGGACUUUUGACCGUGCAGGGAGAGACAAAGGAUGCUCGAGGCUACCAAAACAACCUCGUCACCAUAACCGGCAACCUCUCCCGCCAAAACCCAGCCCUAACAACAAACGACCAGACCGCCACCGUUCGUCUCCAGCAAUCCGACGUGAAAUUCUACAACCUCAUCAUCAGCAACACCUUUGGACAAUCCAACAGGAACGGGCAAGCCCUCGCCCUCAGCGCCCAAAACACAAACCAGGGCUUCUACGCCUGCAGAUUUACUGGCUACCAGGACACCAUCUACGCCAACUCUGGCCGCCAAAUCUACGCAAAGAGCUACAUCAACGGCGCUGUCGACUUCAUCUUCGGAUCGCGCGCAAUUGCUUGGUUCGAGAAGUGCGAUAUUGAGAGUAUCGGGCCGGGCUAUAUUACCGCGAACGGACGAGACUUCGAGGAGAACACUAGUUACUAUGUGUUGAAUGAGUGCAAGGUUGGCGGGACAAGUGGGCCGAAUUCGACGGUUCUGGGCCGUCCGUGGAGGCCCUUCGCUCGGACUGUGUUUCAGAAGUGUGAGUUGAGCGAUGUGGUCAAGCCGGAGGGAUGGAGACGUUGGAAUGAUACUGCCCCUAUUGAAAAUGUGUUCUACCGCGAGUUUCAGAACACGGGGCCAGGUGCUAAUGUGUCAGCGAGAGUGGACUGGGCUGGCCAGUUGGAUAAGGCGAUCGCGGUUGAGGAAUUGCUUGGCCAGGGAUUCAGAGAGGAGAGCUGGGUUGAUGUGGCUUACUUGGCUUAG
This is a messenger RNA of Plenodomus lingam JN3, 1020 nucleotides long. RefSeq lists its product as uncharacterized. Lineage: Eukaryota; Fungi; Ascomycota; Dothideomycetes; Pleosporales; Leptosphaeriaceae. Gene Ontology annotation, biological process: cell wall modification; pectin catabolic process. The record is from RefSeq and is a predicted model, not a curated record. Gene Ontology annotation, molecular function: pectinesterase activity.